AUGAAAUGGUUUGAUAUGUGGAUGAUACUGCAUAAUGAUCCUGCUAAUAGAGGUGAUGAUGAUACAGGAUCAGAUAGAGGGUCUAGUGGUUCUUAUAAUAUUUUAAUUAUAAUAGCUAGUAUAAACCUACCACAGCAUGGAGGGAUACAAUGAGAACCAGUGACUAAUUAAUUAAUAUUUUAAUGCACUUUUCAUGUUAUUGAGUAUAUAAUGUCCAGUCUAACACUGUAUGUUUUGUUUUUAUAAUUUUUUUUCUUUUGAAUCUUUGUUUCCUAACAAAACAAACCUGUGUAGCUGUACCAGCAUUACCCCACACUGCUCAGUGACAGUUGGUAGAGAAAAUGGUUUUGCUGUAAUGAAAUUGUAGGAAUGUAAAGUUUACUAUAGUUACAAUAUUGUUGAUUUUCAAAAUGGGUUACAGUUUGUUCACAAUAUCAACACUUAAUACUUAUAGUUAAUUGUAGGCCUAAUACAAAAAUUCUGCAAGAAACCUUAGUUUUAUCUCAAAAAUUUUGAUAUCCUGUUUACAAUAUGUGCUCUUUAAAUUGCUUGCAUAUGUUAGUUAUGCUAUGAUACAGUGAUAGUGUAAUGAAUGUUGACAUUAUGACUAAUCACAGUUGUUCUUUACUGUUAUUGUUAUAAUUUAGUUAAACUGAAAUUCCUUUCCAAAAUUGUUUUCUAAACAUAGAGAUCUGCAAACUUGAGUGUAGAUCUAUGAGUCUGAGAUAUGAUGCUCUGGUUAUUUUUCUUAUCAUUGGUACUUUGUGUAUCAUGUCAAGAGUUUAGUUCACUUCCUCAUUCAACUACUGAUGCCAGUAUUGGUAUACAAGGGCCGGUUGUGAUGCCAUUGGAUCAUUCUUCUUCCUUUUCAUUAACCUGUACAUUGACAUUAGCUCCUGAAGUGAAUGAUACUAUGGCUGAAAUGCUCUGGAAAAGUCCUGAUCUCAUUCCCUUCAAUUCUACAACUGAUGGAGGCAUAAUUUUAGAUAGUUUAGAGCCUACAAUCAUAUCAGUUAAUGAUAGUGUUGUAUAUACACUUACUCUUAACUUCAGUUCAUUGCAAGCAUCACAAGUUGGAGAAUAUGUUUGUAGAGCUUUCUUGGAUGAUGGCAUUGAUAUUAUUACUAUAACAUCAAAUUAUUCUGUAUCUGUACUAGUACCUACCCCUGUGAUCACAACUAGCCUCAAUACAACAGGACUUAUUUUUGAGAGCAAUGACAUUCAGUUAUUGUGUAUCGUCACUAUUACUCCAUUGAAUGUUAAUCAAACUGUUAACAUUAGUUGGUUUGGACCUAACGGACUCAUUACAAUGAAUGAUGCUCAAUAUGACAUGAGCACUAGAAUGAUCAACUCAUCUAAUUAUGAAAGUAGCUUUACAUUUACUACAACUUUAUCAGAUAAUGGAACUGAUUACUAUUGCACUGCUAGUGUUGGACCUGCUUGUAAUGUGAAUGAACUAAUAGUACCAACUACUGCUAGGUCAACUAAUUCUACUGUUAUGGUUGAAAUUGUACCACUACCAAUGAUUUCUAUUGUUCAUAUUGGUAUUCCAGUAACAGGAGACCCAUUCCAGUUAGCAUGUACUGGAACUGCACCAGCUAAUGUAUCAAGUAUUGCUACUGUUAGUGUUCAAUGGGUUCUUGAUAGUACUGUGUUUACUAAUGAUACACUGGAAGGAGUCACUGUUACCAAUAGUGGGUCUAUGGCCACAUUAUCAUUCAGUUCUCUUAAUGCUUCUACUCAUGAAAGAGAUGAUUAUACUUGUGUAGCUACUCUUAGUAUUUCUGAUGUACCAGCAACUAAAACAGCUAGCACUACUCACAACCUCCUGACAUUAAUUAAUCCUAUUGUAUCCAUAUUCUCAAGUCACCCUGUUUUUGCUGGUCAAUUGUAUGUAUUAAGUUGCACUGUCACAUUUGUAGCUGGAGAUUUUGACCUCAAUAUAACCUGGCUUGAUGGCAAUGGAAAUAAACUGAAAGGACAAAACGGAAUAAGAUUUAAUUUAGUUACUGUUUCUAAUACUGUAAAAAAAUAUGAUUAUAUAUUUAAUUCACUUAGCUAUUCAGAUAUUGGAGUUUACACUUGCCAUGCUAUUCUUAAUGUCGGUAUAGAUAACAAUGACCUAUUAGAUGGAAAUAGAUCUGCAACUGUCAGCAUAAUAAUUCCUUUACCACAAGUUUCUGUUUACCCUGAUGGCAAUUCUCCUUUUAUUUGUGGAACUGUUAGAACUGUUAGAUGUUCUGUUGUUUUCACUCCUCCUUUACCUACUAAUCCUAAUGUCUCAUUUACAGUCUUCAAAGAUGGUAAUAAAGUGUCAUUUGAGAACAGUUCCAGAUUAAUAGCAGUUCAAACUGAAACUACUGGUACUCUUACCUUUCAUCCACUCAAUUUCUCUGAUGCUGGUAAUUAUACAUGUACUGCUACAGUGAGAGAUGGUGCUAAUAAUUCAUUAAUAAAGUCCAGCAGUGCUUCCGAUGAAUAUAUUGCUACUAUACAAGCCAUUCCUGUUCCUAAUAUCACAUUCACUACUACUACUGGUAGAUCACUGGGAGAGAUUUUAACCAUUAAUUGCACAGUUGACAUGCUAGAUGAACUAUACAAUAAUAAUGUUAUUAGCAGUAUAGUAAGAAAGGGAGAACUCAUUGCUAGUGCUACUGGAUCUGGUGAUACUACAGCAAUGAUUAUGAUUAAUUCAUUGAGGUCCUCUGAUGCUGGAGAGUAUCAGUGUAUUGUUAAUAUCACUCAACCUGAUAUAGACUAUGAAUUUAAUGGAAUGGAAACUACCCAAGUGAUAUUAACAUUGCCAACUCCUUCAGUUAUUGUUGAGUAUAAUGCUACUGGACAUUUAGUAGAUGGAGAACUAGCAGAAGGACAGUUUCUUGAUAUUAUGUGUAUAGCUGACAUCAGUCAAUAUAUUGAUAUUGAUAUUAGUGUUAGUUUUUCUAUGAUUUGGAGAAGAAAUAACACUAUACUGACCAAUGGAAGUGAUUUUACUAUCAGUCCUCCAGUUAUGACUAAUAAUCAGUACACUGGUGUGUUACGUAUUAAUAGUUUAAGAGAUGAACUUGAUAAUGGUGCUAGUUAUAAUUGUUCAGUUAGUGUGGCUCCUAAUACUCCUAACGUAAUAGCAGCGAAUAAUAAUAGCAAUGCAGUUACAUUAACUGUAUCAAGGUUUAAUUAUAAUCAUGUUAGUGUAACUCUAACUACUCUUUCUGUUCCUGUUGCUGGUGAUGUAUUCAAUUUAUCUUGUGUUAUAGCUGUGCCUCCUAAUUUUGUUGAAGAUCUUACUAGUGUCAGAUGGACUUAUGAUUUACAAGCAUCUCAAGAUGUGACCAGUGAAAACAAUGAUGCUACACUAGUACCUGUUGUUAGAAAUGGAAAUAUAUUCACCAGUGUACUUACACUUGAUCCAGUUAAGACAACUGAUGCUAGACGAUAUUACUGUCAAGCAGCAAUUUAUGCAUUUAGCUAUGUAGAUCGUACUGACAGAGACUUAAUUGUACAAAUAUCUCCUCCCAGUGUAUCAAUAGCUGCUGAUCCUCCAACUGAUCCAAUAUACGAAAGUACAGGAUAUUUUCUAACCUGUACAGCUACAGUAAACACUAUAAUAGUGGAUACACCAGUAACUGCUAGUGUAGUAUGGACUGAUCCUAGUGGUAAUGUAAUACCAACUAAUGAAGCAAGACGUCAAGUGAUACCUCCAACUGGUAACAGUCUUGUAAGCAUGCUAUUGUUUCUACCUAUUGAUACUGGUCAUAAUAAUGAUGGAGGAACAUAUACCUGUCAAAUGACCAUCAAUUCUGGUAACUCAUUAAUAGCAUCAAGUCAAGCUACUAAUACUACCCUUGAUGUUACAGUUGAAAGUCUUCCUCCAAUGACAGUAGAUUUCUCAUCAGUUGGUUCAGUCGAAGUUGGUCAGAGUCUAACUAUUACAUGUACCGUAACAACAGUUGAGAGAUUAGUAGUAACACCAAUGAUUACUUUCAUCAAAAUGAAUGAUACAGAUAUGGAAAUGCUCUCUAACUUAAAUAGACCAUACAGUAUCACAACAGAUGAUACUGGUUCAGUUACUAACUAUACUCUAAUACUGAAUCCAGUGAGAUUUGAAGAUGCUGGAAUGUAUACAUGUAUGGCUGAGUUUAAUGUAACUGGUUCUAAUAAUACCAAUGAUCCUAGCACUGCUACUUAUGAUUAUCAAGAGGAUAGUGAUACCUUAAAUUUGAUUGUUGACUUUCCACCAGUGAUUGUUACUAUAUCAAAGGAACGUGAUGAUACAUUAUAUGCAGGGACAUCAUUCUUCAUUAAAUGUGACAUAAUGUUAGAUCCUUUAGUUACUAUACCAGUGACUGUCACUAAUCAAUGGACACGUGAUGGUACUAAUGUUCCUAUGGGUUCAUCUGAUGCUACUAUUACUGAGGGUCUCAAUAUGAUCAAUACAUUACAUUAUAAUGCAACAUUAAUGUUCUAUCCAUUGGAUAAUGCUGAUGAUAGUGGAAUGUAUACUUGCAAUGUUGAAGUGACUGCUCCUAAUAGUUACACAUAUCUCAUGAAUACAUCAACUAAUGCUAAUUCUUCUAUUACAGUGAUGGCUACUCCAAGUCCAGUAGUAGAGAUAGUAACUAUGGGUAUCGCCGAACCUGGUGAAGAAUACAUGUUAAAUUGUACAGUGACAGUUGUUGAUAGACUCAUAGUCUCACCAGUAAUAACAUGGACUAAGAGAUCAGUUAACAAGGUUAUUAGUGUAUCUCCAGUUCUUAUGACUAUAUCUAAUGUAAAGAGUUCUCUUUAUUUGAACUUCUCUUCUCUCAAUACUUCUGAUGCUGGUCUGUAUACUUGUGAAGCAUCCAUUAAUGUUAGUCAAAUAUCCAUGGUAGCAAGGAAUAAUGACACAUCAAACUUACCAUUAGAAAUUCCCAUUCCAUCUGUUGAUGUAAGCCAGUCAAGGGAAAAUUAUUUAUUAGCUGGCAGUAACCUGGUACUAACAUGUGAUACCAGUGUUGAUCCUAACGUUGAUACAUCAUUCACUGUUAAUGUAGCCUGGAGCAUGACUGAUCAGCAAAUCAUGAGUAGUGGUGAUUUCAAAGAUGAGAGUGAUACUAAUUCAGUGAUACUCGCUGAUACAGAUCGUGUUAACAUCAGCUCUGUUAUGAUGAGAUCAGGUUUUAAUGAGUAUAGAUCAACUGUUAAUUUCAUCACAUUGAGCAGUAUUGAGGAUUCAGGAACAUAUACAUGUAUUGUUACUAUAGUACCAGCUCCAGCUUAUGAAUAUGUUAUGACUUCUGAUACUAAUAAUAUGAAUGUUAAGUUAACUGUUACUGAUCCAAUGAUUGGAAGUUUUUCUGCCUCCCCCAAUUCAUUUCUGGGUCUGGAGACGUCAUGUCCUGAUUCAGACCCAUAUGAUAACUUCACUCUUACCUGUAGAGCCACUAAACCAACCAUAGUAAUACCAAACCUGGUAAUAGCAUGGACACACAAUGGUACACUAGAAACUGGUACUGUGACUACUACUGGAAAGAGUAUGACUACCGCUGUUACAAAUACAUUGAGUUUUGACUCCAGUACUGCUUCUAAUUCUGGUACUUAUAAAUGUACUGCUAGUAUUACUAUACCUGAUUCAACUGAUAUCACUACUAGUGAGGAAAGCACUGUGACUAUAAGAUCUCAAAGCCUGCCUGUUCCUGCUACUAAUGUCAAGGUAACUCCAGGAACAACUACUGCUGCUAUAUCAUUCAUAAUACCUAACAUUGCCUAUACACCUGAAACCUACAGUGUUAAGUAUACUGGAGCAAUCUUACAAACAACACAAGCAACUUCUAUAAUAAGAAUGAGCUCCAGUAACAUCACUGCAAUUAAUGAAGAAUUUAUGAUCAUGUUGACUGGCCUUGAGGAAGAUAAUACUUAUGCAUAUACAGUUGAUUCUACGAAUUGUCUUGGUACUACUAGUACUGUAGAGAUGAGCUUCAGAACACUCCAAGCAUUACCAAAUGCUUUUCCAGUGGAUUGUGCUAACGUAACAUUCUUAUCAAGUAAUGUCACACUUGCCUGGACUGCACCAGCACUAGUAGGUCAUAAUGGAGCACCAGUUGGUUAUAAUUUAGCAUGCAUGAGUACUAAUGGUGUAACAGUCAAUGGAUUGAGGCCAACACAAUCUUCAACGAACACAAUGUUCACUAUUACUGAUGUUAUGCCUUUUACUGGUUACACUUGUGAUCUGUCAUUUAUUAAUGUAGUAGGACAAGGGCCUUCUACCCAGUGUACUUUUGAAACAGCACAAGAUAAACCAAGUGAUAGUCCUCAAAAUUUCACUUCAACUACUAAUAAAGCAGUAGUUACUCUUACAUGGACUAAGCCAGCUAUUCCUAAUGGAAUAAUUAUCAAAUACUCAUUGAACGUCAUCAACCAGAAUACUCUGAGAAGGCAUAACUAUACAAUACUUGUAGCUGUCAAUCAUACUACAAUGACACACUCAGUUGAUGGUUUCAGUCCAUAUCAGAAUUACACUGCUAGUGUUAGUGCUAGUACAAUCAUUGGAGCUGGACCAGUGGCUACUACUGCCGGAAGAACACUACCAGACAUUCCUAGCUCACCUCAUCUGGUUGUGUCUCCAGUUGUCAUUAAUAAUUUAACAGUAGCUUAUACUGUACCAGUCCUUGAUGAAACUACUAUUAAUAUAACAUGGAGUCUACCAUCUCAUCCUAAUGGAGAACUCACUGGAUUCAUUGUUAGAAUAGCUACUGAUGCUAUUAUUAGUCCCAAUAAUGUUCCAUUUGAACCUGGCAAAGCAGUACACACACUAAUAUUUAAAGGAUUAAAGGGAAUGAUACCUUAUUAUAUUUCAGUUGUAGCAGUCAAUCAAGUUGGUGAGGGGAACUUAGUAGCAACAUUAACUGCAAUUGUCUUCACUAAAGCUGACAGUAGUGUUACUGUAUCACCAUCAAAUGUACAAGCCAUGAGAGUAGGAGAUACAAUAGUGUUAUCAUGGGAUCCAGUGACACUAGAAGAAGCUAAAGGAUUCUUUGUAUACAGUAUCAGAUCAACUCCUGAUGAUGGUAGCACUAGCAGUACAUUAAGACAAACUAAUACAAGAACUAUAUCAGUAGCUUAUGAUACCACAUCAGUUAAUAUAACUGAUACUGAACCACAGUUAGCUUAUACUGUGAAUAUUAGUAUAUUGCUAUUGAGCAAUGCAGGAUUAAUUGAAGGACCAGUUGUAAGUGAGAUUGUACCAGUGCCUCCAUCAAACAGUACUACUAGUGCAGGUACCACUACUACUAGUACUGAUUCUACAUCAAGUGCACCAGUGAUAUCAGCAAUAGUUUCAGUUUUGCUUAUAAUAGUUGCUUUAGUGAUAAUUUUUGUUAGUGUAAUUUUUAUAAUAAUUUUUAGAAAAAAAUCAAAGAAAUAUAAUAUCAGCAGUAAAACUCAUGACAUUGAUGUAACACCUAAUGCAGGCUAUGGUAUGAUUAAUGUUGUCAAUACAACCACAGAAAAUGAAGAUGGAGUUUAUGAAACAAUGGGGACUAGUGAUCAACAUUAUGAACCAAUAGAAGCGCCUGCACCUCAUUCACUUGUUGCAAGAGCUUUAAGAAUUGCUGAAUCAAACUCUACUAACGCUCAAAACAAAGAAAAUGAUGAAAAUGUGUAUAUAUGAACUGACUGAUAUUGUUUCAAAAUAGCUACUCAUUAUGCACUAUUCUGUGGAGUGUGAUAAAAUUCUUUAUUUUAUAUGUAGAUGUAAUAAACAGACUGUCAUGCAUACACUUGUUAGUUUGAUCUAGAUAAGUAAAACAAACAUU
Messenger RNA from Amphimedon queenslandica, 7796 nucleotides. RefSeq names its product hemicentin-1-like. The coding region runs from base 728 to 7651 and encodes 2307 amino acids. NCBI's taxonomy places the organism in Eukaryota, Metazoa, Porifera, Demospongiae, Haplosclerida, Niphatidae. The transcript has 25 exons. Gene Ontology annotation, molecular function: protein binding. The record is from RefSeq and is a predicted model, not a curated record.